AUGGAUUCAGAUACUUGGUAUACUCCUUCAACUGUACGCCAAUUCAACCGAUAUAAACGCAAACUCGAGGCUUUGGAAGAGGAAGAUGAAGAUAACUAUGAUGAGGACUAUAUAUAUGAAGGAUUACAGAAGCUUUAUAAGGGUAGUAUUGCAAUGGCCAAUACAGUGGCUCUUUUGCAGGAGGAGCUCUCGCAGACAACUGCCGCCUCGGCUGCUCGCAAACGCCGUCUGAACGGCUCACGGAGGGUAGUUCAUAAAGGAGGAGUCAUCUCUGCAGAUAAUAUUCGCAAAAUGACAGCUAUUCAUCAUCAGAUUGGUAUUGAGGAGGCAUUGGAGAAGUUACGGCCAAAAUUGAAGAAGGUUAUGAAGGAACUUAAGAGAUAUUGCAGAGACAAAGGCAUUUAUGUUAAUGCCACCAAAUUUACAAGGAAUUCACGGCAAUAG
Messenger RNA from Histoplasma mississippiense, 444 nucleotides. RefSeq lists its product with no specific name. The transcript has a single exon. Bases 1 to 444 code for a protein of 147 amino acids. The record is from RefSeq and is a predicted model, not a curated record. NCBI's taxonomy places the organism in Eukaryota, Fungi, Ascomycota, Eurotiomycetes, Onygenales, Ajellomycetaceae.